AUGGUUGAGGAUUGCAAAGGUUUUCCAUCCUUCUGGCCACCCUUGAUGUGGGAAUGGGUGGAGCCAGGCAACAGCCCCAAGCUGGGCAUGAUGCUACACUACCUGACUCCAUCCCCAAGACCCCUUAAGGUCUACACUCAGGAAAAGGGGGCACGUAGACACAGUCUCUCCCAUACAAAAAGAUGUAAUGAGUUUGGUCACCCAGAAUGGUUAGACUUCCCCAGACGAGGCAAUAAUGAAAGCUACCAUUAUGCUAGGAGACAGAUUCAUUUAGCUGAUGAUCAACUUCUUCGCUACAGAUUCCUAAAUGCAUUUGACAGAGAUAUGAACAAAUUGGAAGAAAGAUGUGGCUGGCUUUCAUCUCCACAGGCUUAUGUGAGUGAAAAACAUGAAUCAAACAAAGUCAUUGCUUUUGAGAGAGCGAGUCUCCUGUUUAUAUUCAAUUUCCACCCAUCUAAAAGCUUUACAGAUUACAGAGUGGGUGUACAAACACCAGGAAAGUAUAAAAUUGCACUGGAUUCUGAUGCACCAGAAUAUGGAGGACAUAACAGACUGGAUCAUAAUACAGAAUUCUUCACUCAGCAGUUUUCACAUAACUAUCGUGCCAAUUCAAUUUUGCAGCCCAAUUCACAGAGUGAAAAAGAAGGCCAGUCCCGAGGACAGCAGCACAAACACCACCUGGAGGUAUACAUUCCAAGCAGGGUGGCCAUUGUUCUUGAGAAUAUGGAUCUCACAAAAUGAAAACUUCCAACUCAUGACUAGAUAUUUCUCUUCAAGUGCAAGGCAGGAAUUUGGUGACAGAGGUAAUCCGGAUUUACCGUUUGGCUAUAUGAAAAUUUUCUAUAUGAAGAUAUGUUAAUUCAAAGAUAUUCAAAUAUGUGUUUAUUAUUUAUUUAUGAUUAAAAGCUGUCAUUUUGUGAAAUACUUAGGAUGGAAAAACAUGUAUUAGUUAACUGGAAAACUCCUUGUUCUAGCUCUUACAUUACAGAAUCAGACUUCAAAAAAGCUGCCAUCCUUGAAUAUUAUGUCCCAUUUCAACAAUUUGCUCCAAUCCAGUAUAUAAGUUUGUAUUUCAUUAGACAAUAAUUUUAUAUUCCAAAUACUUAUAACUAGUUUUUUUGUUGCCACCAGGGCAGCCUUAUAAACCUCUUGGAGUCUCUGGAUUCCAAAUUUAAAAGGUGCUUAGAGAUUUUCUGCUUUAAACCAAUGACAAGAAAAAGGUUUUGCACUUAAGGUUUUUGGGAGCUGUGAAAUCGAAGAGACUGGCAAUGAAAUGGCUUUUAUUGAGGUCAUUCUGUAAGGCCAUAGAUAAUUCAUUUAAAAUGUGUCUAAGUUUGUAUGAAAAGCAUGUUACAGUAAACAUUAACUUUUGUUCUACAGAGUAUAUUGGAAUUUCCAUUGAAAAUUAUGUUUUCUAAAUUAGAUUUUUGAAAAUAAAUGAAACUAAGUACCUUGAGAAUAAUGUCCUGGGAGGUCUUGGACAAUGAAGGCAAAGUCAUCUAGGAUUAUAAAGGCCCCACACUUCUUAGAAAUAUUAUAAAAAGUUAUCAUGCCAUCUCACUAGUGCUAUGGGAAAUAGCUCAGAUGGAACCACAAAACAUGUAAAUUUGCCAUAAUCGCAAAAGGUAUGAUGUUGCAUAUUUUAAUGGAAAACAUACAUUUUGAUAUUUAGAAAUAAAUAGUGAUGAAAAUGUAUUUUCAUCAAGCUAGGUAAUGACUUAGAAUGAUGGUUUAAACAAUGUAUUGUUUGCAAGCUGUGAUAUCAUUUCAUGAAAAUUAUUUCUUUUUGGAUUCUGAAAUUAUGGAAUUAAAAUUUUACACAGUUGUGGAAAGAUUAUGUAUGGAAUCACAUUGUGUAUGGAAUUAUGUUUAGAAUCACAAAGUUCUUUAAGUUUGUUAUAUGGUCAGUGUUUGAUAUGUAGUCAUAAUAAAAGUAUACACCAAAUAAAAUCUCUACAAAAGAAAUUACUAUUGAGCAGUUCUUUAAUUAUCCAUCUUUAUCUCAUUUUGUAAACUUCAAAGUACAUAGGCCAGUAUUCACUUUACACUUGUGAUACAAAUUUCCUUGCUAUAAUUGUUACCAUGAUGGUCAUUUUAGACCAAGCUUAUGUACUCAAAUUGUGCUUUAGCAUAGCAGCAUGGGACCUGCUUUCCUGUAGCCUCCUUCCCAGACCAGAGCCAAAUGGCUUCUUCCAUGGUAGUAUCUUCCUCAGGAGAACUUCAAUCUGCCAACACAACUAUUACCAGAGUAGUAUAAGUGGAAGAUACAAGGAGGUGUUACCAAAGCAACAGUAACAAUGUGUUAAUUAACUGUGAGAAUCUCUUGCAUGAUCUCACAAAUAGCUUUUAAAGCUCUCAACAAUUCAGAGUAUCCAUACAUUUAGCUUCUUCUGUUGUAAUCAGUUCACGAUAUCUGGGGAACAGCAUGUGGCCAAGUAUUGAGUCAUAUCCCAGUUUUUCAUAUACCAUUUUGUUAACUAUGAGCUAUAUACUUUACUAUUUCUACCUUUUAAACCACAAUCAAUCAGUAAUUAUUUUCCAUCCUUUAAAUAUGGAGGUGAGAUAAACAUUUCUAAACAUCUGUGCAGUGGUGGGAUUUGGCAGCAGAACCAAUUGUUAAAAUGGUGCUUGUAAACAACCAGUUGUUAAAUUAUUUCAAUCCCAGAACUGCAUCUGUGGCAUAUUUAUGUUAAUGGUUUUAUUAAUACGUUAUGAAUACGUUGCUGACCUUGUUCUGGGCUUGUGAAUACAGUGCAAGGCAACUGUCCAUAUCAAAACUUCUGUGUGAGAAAAGCAAUAAAUAUGUAAUGUGAUUACAAACGACAAGAUUGUAAGAUUGCAAAUAAACUCCAAUGUAAGAAAUUG
Molecule: messenger RNA, 2865 nt
Organism: Sphaerodactylus townsendi
Lineage: Eukaryota; Metazoa; Chordata; Lepidosauria; Squamata; Sphaerodactylidae
Product: 1,4-alpha-glucan-branching enzyme-like
Exons: 7
Coding region: 1-741 (246 amino acids)
Biological process (GO): glycogen biosynthetic process
Cellular component (GO): cytoplasm
Molecular function (GO): 1,4-alpha-glucan branching enzyme activity; cation binding
Source: RefSeq, a predicted model, not a curated record